Brassica oleracea var. oleracea is the source of this 1050-nucleotide messenger RNA. RefSeq lists its product as uncharacterized. The transcript has 4 exons. Lineage: Eukaryota; Viridiplantae; Streptophyta; Magnoliopsida; Brassicales; Brassicaceae. The coding region runs from base 196 to 693 and encodes 165 amino acids. The record is from RefSeq and is a predicted model, not a curated record.
GACAUCUCCAUGCCCCGUCUCUUUUCUCUCGUCUAACAACACUACCCACACGCCUUUCAUCAUCCUUUCGCUACUCCCAUCUUCUUCUUCUUUUAAUCUUCUUAUCGCCAUAGCUCUAGCUUGCAAUAGAAGCUGUACAGUUAACCUUAAGGUUUUAUUAGUUUUUUUGGUUUGUUGGAAAGAAAGAAAGGAACGAUGAACCACUGGGCGGUCCAGCCAAACGCUUUCGGUGAUCAGAGUGUUGUUGUCUGCCCAAAACCACGUCGGAUUGCUCUCCGUAACCCUUCCCUCUACCACCAUCCCGCUCGUUCUCUCCGUUGUUACUUCAGUCAUCAACAAGUGGAGGUGUGUGAAUCCGAGGCAGAGACUGAUAUCUUAGAUAUCAUACUCACAAAGGAUGGUUAUGGUACGGAACAAGUUCAGGCUCAGGUAUUAGACUCGCCGUCCCCGUUUUUAUGUGGGUCGCCGCCGAGCAGAGUCGCUAACCCUUUAACCCAGGAUGCUCGUUUCAGAGAUGAACUCUCACUGGUCUCUUCAUCGAUCUCGACUCCGCUAGGCCAACCUCAGUCCUCCUCAGGUAGGAAAGGAGGAUGUGUUAGAGGCAGUUUUGGUAGCAGCCCAGCGGUUAGGAUUGAAGGGUUCGAUUGCCUCGACAGGGACAGUAGAAACUGCAGCAUCCCUGCCUUGGCAUGAGAACCCAACGUCGGAAACCACCAACCACAUACUCUGUUGAAUUAGCUCACAAAAACCAAUUAGUGCGUCGUACAUAAUGAGUUAAGUAUAUGGAGAAUUUGUGGAAAUCUUUGAGGGAAGUUGAGAGAGAGAUAGAUCCCUUUGGAGUUUUUCUAAAGAGUGUGUAAAUAGGAGAAAUUUUCUUGGCUAAGUUUGUAGUAAUGGUCAUUUUGUAAAAAGAGUAUUAAGGCAGAAAAUCAGUUGUUGAGGAGAGAACAAACAGAUUAUUAGGUUUUGGAUCAAUAUUGAUAUUUGGAAAGGUCAGGUUAUUCUGUAAAAAGAGAGAUGGAGACAUGAAAGAAGUCUUCUUCAGUUUUU